UUCACAGUAUUUAAGCCUCAAGCAACAACACAAAGCAUAUCCAGUUCUACUUGCUCUGCCUAGAGAUUGCCUAUUGCCUGAGCUGAACACUUUUAGACAAUGGCUAAACACAACUUGCUGCUCUUUUCCCUCAUCAUCCUCACAGCGGUAUCGUAUAUUGUCACUGUAAUAUUCAACGCUCUAUCAGCAAUAUCUAAUAAUGGUGUAUUUGCAACAAUUGCAAAAAAUGUUUCCGACAAAUACUCACUGGAUAUCACCCCUGCGGGCUGGACCUUUUCUAUCUGGUCUGUGAUCUAUAUUUGGAAUGGAGCAUGGAUUGUCUACGCUGUCUCCACACUUUUCAGAAGGAAUUCUAUGGGCUAUAUAUAUGUAACGCCUGGGCUGCACCCUCCUGAAUUUUUUGUGAUUUGGAUUGUAAACAACAUUGUGAACAUUGGCUGGCUUUUCCUGUGGGACCAAGAGAUUCUGAUAUUUGCCAAUGUUUUCAUAGUUUUACUGCCAAUUUCACUCUACAUUAUGCUUGCCAUAUCAUAUCGUAACUGCUAUAAGUAUGGUGCCUGGAUGUGGGAAAACAACCGUGUUGACUUGUGGUGCACACGAAUCUUGGUGCAUAAUGGAUUAGCAACAUAUGCCACAUGGACAACAGCCGCUACUUGCCUUAACUUUGGAAUUGUCUUAAAAUAUUACGUUAAAAUAGAGGAUCCGGCCGUCAGCAGUAUCACACUGUGCCUCAUUUUCCUGGCCCUGGUCUUCUGGCUUAUGUUGGAAACAUUUGUCUUUGAAAAAUAUGUUCGCUACACUUUUACUAUAUAUCCUGUGGCCAUUGUUGCUUCUGCUGGUGUAUAUACUGGAAGUAAGACGUCCUCUGAUCUGUCAACAGUUAAUAUGAUUAAUGUGGUGAUUAUCGGACUGACUUCCUUUGCAUGUCUCUUGCGCUUUAUAUUGCUCUUCACAUGCCAUAAAGUGAGGCCUUUAUUCUCAGAGAAAACCAUUAGCACAUUAAAUGGAGAUUUAAUUGACAGCGGGAAGACGACAUUAGGAAGCCAAGGCCACAUCAAUCCAAUCGCCAUAGAAAUGGAAAAAUCGUGACAGAAACCUUAAACAUUGUUGUUCGUUGUUGCUUUAUUUAUUUGUAAUGCUGGGAUGCAAUUUAAAACAGGGCCAGUAAUAUUUUUAAACAGUUUUUUUUUUUUUUCAGGCUUGGGGACUAUAAUUUUGUAAUUUAAUAUUGUUCAGAGCCCCUCUAACCUUGAAACUGGAUGGUAAUUGGUUAUUUGUAUGAUGGCUUAUAAUGACAAUGUACUCUAUGGAAACUUUUUUUUUUAAAAUAAACCCAGAAAACCUUCAUA
Messenger RNA from Xenopus tropicalis (tropical clawed frog), 1349 nucleotides. RefSeq names its product traf2 and NCK-interacting protein kinase like gene 1 (gene tnikl). The record is from RefSeq and is a predicted model, not a curated record. The transcript has 7 exons. Bases 100 to 1089 code for a protein of 329 amino acids. Lineage: Eukaryota; Metazoa; Chordata; Amphibia; Anura; Pipidae.